Eurypyga helias (sunbittern) is the source of this 1612-nucleotide messenger RNA. RefSeq names its product family with sequence similarity 149, member A (gene FAM149A). The record is from RefSeq and is a predicted model, not a curated record. Lineage: Eukaryota; Metazoa; Chordata; Aves; Eurypygiformes; Eurypygidae. The annotation marks the transcript as partial. The transcript is spliced from 11 exons.
GAAGGGACUGUCCAGAGGUUCCACAAAUCAGUGUCUUUCCGGAAAAAGUGGAGAGUGUCUUCCAGCAGUUUUUGAGAGAAAUGUGCAGGAAGCCAUCAACAAUUAUACUUGUGAACCUCUUUCAUCACUUUCAUCUGGUGGUCGUACAACACCCACGGAGCUGAAUAAUUCUUGGUCUGGAAUAAACAGCUAUACUACUGGUUUGUCUACUGAGAGAAGUUCAGUUUACUCCUGGAGGGAUGAUGAAUUUGAUAAAGCCAACACACAGAGAGUGCAUCAGUUAUUUUGGGAGAUUGAUGAAAUGCUGUUUGAAGGAAAAGUGACCUCCCAAACUCAGAGCCUGCAGGCAGAAUGUGCAGACUGGGUUGAACAAUUUCCUCAUCUAAGGCUUCUAGGAAAGCAGCUCCUAUUGCCAAAGGAUGAAGGCUUUCAGCAUUUUCAGAGCAGAAGUGAUGCCUGUGUGGAUACGAAGUGUUUACCUGCCUUCCAUGAAUGUACUAGUAAGAUAAAAGAGCUCUGCAUUGCAGGCUCUAAACUGAUCCCAACAGCAUCUCCAAUACAUAAAUCACUAGAUUCAAGUACCACUAGGAUUUCUGCCUCUGACUCAUCUCUGUAUUCGUUCCUGGAAGAAGAAAUCUAUGAUGCGGAUGGAAAAAUAGAAGAAUAUCUUGCCUUUGACAAGGAGCUUGGUGAUGAGAGUUGGGAACAGAAGAAAAUGCAUCUUGCUGAGAAGAGGAGUAAGCGUGGCAUUCCCCCUGUUUCUCCCAAUGCCUGUAUCAAAGAUGCCGUGGCUUCUGAAGUAUUUGAUUGUAUCUGGAGCAAUGUAAUUGGAAUAUUGGAGGAACUGAUUAAAAAAAAUUGGGAAACUAGUAUCACAGAGGGUGACAAACAGGUGGAAAAACUGAAAGCUGUUACAACAAAACUGCCACAUUUGCCAGUCAUUCGUAUUGCAGCAGAUGCCGGGAGCAUUCCUCUUUCCAGAGGCUCUGAAGCGCGAAGUGUAUUUUUUGCUUCCUCCCAGGUUCACCGUUUCUCCAGCAACUUCUGCAGUGAUUUGAAUGGUGUGAUGACAAUUCAGGCAAAACCACUCCAGCAGAGGCAUGUUGCCACAGUGGAAAAAACACAGAGCGAGCAGGAAGACAAACAGCGCAGCAUUGGCUCCAGUACUCCAAAUUCAGUGCACACUAGGUUGGAGAGAAUUGCUGAUAACAGUGUUCUCUCGUCAUCUCGAGUACUGCUGGCAUCUUCUAGGAAGCAACCAAGCCACUGUAGAUUGCCUUAUCUCACUUCUGACCAGCUUUCCUCAAAACCUCCUAACAUCUACAAUGAUCAAAUCCUUAGGGGAACCAAAUUCAUCGAGGACGAUAUGCUCACAGCAGAGUAUCGAGUGCAGUGCCUGGUGGUACACAGCAACGGCCACUCAGAGAAAGAACUUUUAUUACUGCUCAGUUUUCAAGGCCCAACACAACUCAUACAUUCAGGGCUCACAGCACUACUACAGAUCUUUUCAGAGAAACCCUUCAACCUCAAGGAAGAGGUUUCAGAUUACUUCUUAACCCAGUUUAGGAAGAAACAGGACCCCCCUGCACGGAAUGGAAGACUGAAGCACUAA